AGGGGCCAGUGAGGUCACAUUGCCUUCCACCGAUUUUCAUUAAGCAGUGUUUGAAAUUAAAUUUGCUCUUCCAUAACAAUUUGAAGCAGCAGUGUAGAAUGAUGAGGUCACCAUUGAUCCUGGCAAUGGGCCUGAUGCUGCUGAGAAGCUCAGAUGCUAAGAUGGAUAUUAUUCCCAAAACACAAGAUGUCCACCUGGGGGAUGAGGUACUGCGUAUGUGCAAAGCCAAUGGAGAGGGUGUAAUAACAUGGCAAAAGGAUGGAGAAGACGUAGACGAGGAGCUGGUGUUUAAGUUAGACGAAACGUCUUCUAAACUGAUCAUCACGAAAGCAACCAUGCAGGACACGGGCCGGUACACCUGCCUGUGUGAGUAUGAGAGCGGCCACAAGGAUGAAGUCCAGAUGCAACUGUUUGUAUAUGAGGGUCCAUCGUUCGGCAGCACCGCCGUCUACCAUGAGUUCCUGGAAGGAACCAAUGGUGUGGUGCCAUGUCUGGUCUCUGGUCAGCCCGCGGUGGAAGUCUCCUGGUAUAAGGAUAAAGAGGAAAUCCCUUUGAAUGAGAGGAAGCGUGUGCGCCGGAUGCCAGAUAACACACUCCUGAUAGAAAAAGUCAAGCGGGAAGAUGCUGGGACGUAUCUGUGCGUCGCCCAGAUCAAAGGAAGGCCCAUCAGUCAGCAACUGCCUAUCUCUGUUGUUGUCAAUGCUCCACCCACUGCACAUCUGCGAGAAGAGGUCAAGAAAGUGAUCGCUGGACCAGAAACCAAUGUUUCCCUGCGCUGCUUAGUGGACGGUCUCCCCAAACCCAACAUUACCUGGAACAUGCCGGUGCCUUUUGACUGGGCACAUCAUCAUUUCAACUCAGAUCGCAGUCAGCUGACCAUCAAGUCUGUGGUCCGAGCCGAUCUUGGGGAGUACGUCUGCACCGCCACCAACAAGAUCGGGGAGAACAGCGCUACCUUCAUGCUCCAUGUCUGGGAGACUCCUCAGGUGUCCUUGUCAACAUACCAGCUGACUGUUCCCCUGGGUCAGCAAGUGUCUGUGUCCUGCAACGCCUCUGGAUAUCCAGAGCCUACGCUUCACUGGCUCAGCAAGUCCAACGGACGCACGCUUGUCUCCACAUCUGGGCGAGUCCGGGUCAUUGACAGUGUUUUAGAGAUCGAUGAAGUGGCGCCCUCUGAUGGUGGGUUAUAUUCCUGCAUGGCUGUCAGCACGGCUGGAAAUGCAUCAAGAGACGUUGCGAUCCACACACAGCCUGGUGCACCGCUGUACCGCUCCAUCACAACUGAAUCAACAUCAGUCUUCAUCACCAUCAGGGAACAGCCCAACAACGGCGGGACUCCAGUCACAAGCUUUGUGCUUCAAUGGAGGCAGAGUGAGGCCGAGCCUUGGAUGGAGAUUAACGAGCCAGUGUCAAAGAGCUUCACCAUCGCCUCACUGAAGCCCUACGCUGCUUACGAUGUGAGGUUAGCUGGCAUGAAUGCAGCAGGACUCGGGGAAUUUUCUGACAUCAAAACGGUUCGCACCAAAGGCAUACGUGAACCGGAUGCUCCUGCUUUGUCCCUCGAUGCGAUGAAAGUCACAGGCAACUCUUUCGCCGUCCCUUUAAAGCCGAAUGACGCCGGUCAGAGUCCUCUUCUCCACUACAACAUGCGCUACACAAAAGAUAAAGAGGGAGCUGAGUGGAAAGAGAAUCAAUUACCAUCAAAUUUAGACGCUAUCGUUCUGAAAGACCUGACUUUUGGCUCGGAAUAUCAACUGGAGGUCACGGCCGUCAAUUCCAACGGUUCCUCUAUUCCGGCCACGCUUAACUUCACCAUCGCUCAGCAGCCCGCCAGCCAGAGCAUGACCAAGGGCAGCAUUGUGGGUGUUGUCCUGGUGAUCUUCUUGGUGGUGUUCCUGGUGGUUGACGCUACAUGCUGCUACACUAACCACUGUGGUCUCCUCAUGACCAUCGCUGUGAAAAUCUUCGGAAAAAAGGUUCCGGGCCUUAAAAUGCUGGAAGAAGGAGCUGCGACCACCAAUGGAGAAGUGAAGCUGAACGGGCUGACCACACCCAGAGGCUCCUUGCAGCACACUGCAGUUCAGACCAGCACCAAGGACCUGAAUGAGGUCACCUGUGAUAGAGCACCUCUCACCAAACAUGAGAAAACACAACCAGACAGGAACCAGACACCUGCAGAGGCGUGAGAAAAGCACACUAGUACAACUAGUGGUGCCUGACAACACGACACCAUGCUCUUAGAUGAUCUGGAGCAUAGCUGUAUGUACGUGGCUGGAGAAGCUUUAAGACUGCAGACGUGUGCACCAUCAUUUCCGACAACACUCUUUACUGCUUUUAUGCUGUCAUCCUUCAAAGGUGAAGAUACAUUUAUCCUGGUGCUUUUUCUUUUUCCGUCUGGCUGCACAUCCAGUUUGGAGAAAACUCAAAACAGGGUCAUUUUGAUGUGUUCCACAGGGUAAAAAUAUUUGUGUAUGUAAUUUAUUUUCCACUGUUUUCUUUAAAAAAAAACUCAACUCAUAUUUGUUUAAUGUCUUAGAUGCUUUGCUGAUUGAAAGGUGGCAGCUGUGCCGAUUUUAACUGUACAUAAAGAUUUUUCCUAAUACCUAAAAUAUGUAGAUUGACCUUAAAUACAUUUAAAAUAAUGAUACUUUACAAAGUGAAAUGAAAGCACCAUUUUAUUUUCACAUACACACCUUGUACCUGAAAUAAUAUUGAUGGUGUAUUGUACAUAGCAUUUUGCUUUUUGUCUCAAAUUUUCGAUUAUAUUCAGUCAAAUCAAUGCUUCACUAUUUGUAUUAUAUCAAAAUGAAAUCACCGUUGACAACAGAAACAUGUAACCCCAACUGAAGCGUUUUAACUUCCUUGUUUUGUGAAUAAAAUAAACCCUUUGUGUAAUAUAUUACAAUGUAUAAUAAAAUCUAACAGUCUAGUGUUUUGAUACUAGUUUUCAGACAAGAAAAAUGUGUUUUACCCCUUUACCCCUCAUUUUUAUUUCUUACAUAGUUGACUGUUCAUGAUGUUCAAUGACCUGUGAAACCCCGAAAUGUUUAAACAUCCAAAUCCUGAGUUUGGUGAGUUGGGAAAAAAGUUCAUACUGAAUUCAAGAUGCUGCAAGAUGCUUUCUGUACAUUUAAAUGCAAAAAUAAAAUUAC
This is a messenger RNA of Synchiropus splendidus (mandarinfish), 3152 nucleotides long. RefSeq names its product neural cell adhesion molecule 3 (gene ncam3). The record is from RefSeq and is a predicted model, not a curated record. Gene Ontology annotation, molecular function: cell adhesion molecule binding. Gene Ontology annotation, cellular component: cell-cell junction; membrane. The coding region runs from base 99 to 2186 and encodes 695 amino acids. Gene Ontology annotation, biological process: cell-cell adhesion. Lineage: Eukaryota; Metazoa; Chordata; Actinopteri; Syngnathiformes; Callionymidae. The transcript is spliced from 16 exons.